Plectropomus leopardus (leopard coralgrouper) is the source of this 1600-nucleotide messenger RNA. RefSeq names its product beta-1,4-N-acetyl-galactosaminyltransferase 2 (SID blood group), tandelm duplication 2 (gene b4galnt2.2). Gene Ontology annotation, biological process: UDP-N-acetylgalactosamine metabolic process; UDP-N-acetylglucosamine metabolic process. The record is from RefSeq and is a predicted model, not a curated record. Gene Ontology annotation, molecular function: acetylgalactosaminyltransferase activity. NCBI's taxonomy places the organism in Eukaryota, Metazoa, Chordata, Actinopteri, Perciformes, Serranidae. Gene Ontology annotation, cellular component: Golgi membrane.
GCUGUGUGUGUGUGUGUUUGUGUGAGGCUUCCUUUGGGUCUCUGGAGCUCCAACAUGCAGCGUUUGGGUCUCCGAGGUGGUGUCAGAUUUUCGGCCAUGGACUCAAAGAUGGCUGUGUUUAGCAGAGCACUUCGUCAGAUGGCUGCUGUUGUGUGUGUGAUCGUUCUGCUCUCAUUAUAUUUAAUGAUUUUCCAUAACACUGCUGGACCGCUGACCCAUGAGGCUCCCACGCCACAAAAACAGAGGUUGGCGGCCCCGAGUCCUCCCCCUUCUCCGGGUCCAUGCACCUGUCCCAGCGGCUCGUACACUCUCAAAGACCACAUCCCCAAGGAUCAGUAUGAGGAGCUGGUGAAACGCCGAGCGAAGGAGCUCCAAAACCACAAAAACAGGACGACGUCCGUGUUGUCCAAACUGCUGUUUGCUCCGUCCAACUCUCCCCUGCAGUAUCCCAUCCAGGGGUUCACAGUGCGACCUUUGACCUCCACUCUCAUCCCAGGUUUAGCGCUGCAUGCAGGACGCAGAAGCAGCUACAAGGUGUCCCUGAAAGUGUCCAAGGGCGUCCUCACCACAGAGACUGAAACUGAAGGCGUUAAGGUCCAAGGUGAUGGUGGGAGCAGACUGACUGUAGAGUCCAGCAGCCUGCCGAUCCUCAAUAACCUGCUGGCUAAAGUGUCCUACAACAGCAUCGUCUACCACAUACACACCGGAGACCUCGUGUCCUUCCAGUUUGAGAACCAUGAAGCCGUGUUUCCUGUUUCCAUCAGACGGCCGCAGCUGCCCGUCCUGUACGACAUGGGGACAGACAUCAGCUCUCAGGUCACCGUGGUCACAAAGACGUUCCUGCGCUACGCUCAGCUCAAGGUGUUGCUGAGUAGCAUCCGCCGUUUCUAUAGCAACAUAGAGGUCAUCAUUGCAGAUGACAGCUUUGAACCGGAGCACGUCACCGGAGAACACGUCCGGCAGUACUUCAUGCCUCCGGCACAGGGCUGGUUCGCUGGCAGGAAUCUGGCCGUCUCCCAGGUAACCACCAAGUACUUCCUGUGGGUGGACGACGACUUUGAGUUCACGGAGAAGACGAAGAUCGAGCAGCUGGUGGAGGUGAUGGAGGCCGUCCCCGAGCUGGACGUGGUGGGGGGGGCAGUCGGAGGAAACCGGUUUCAUUUCUCUCUCCUCUAUGAGGAAGGAGAGGAAACGGACGGCGGCUGCCUGUACAGGAAGUCCAAAGGGAAGUUCCACUCCCUACCCGGUUACCCACAAUGCUCUCUGACGGAUGGCGUGGUGAACUUCUUCCUGGCUCGUACAGAUGCUGUGCGGAGCGUGGGAUUUGACCCGAAGCUCCAGAGGGUGGCGCACUCAGAGUUCUUCAUGGACGGCCUGGGCUCCCUGCUGGUCGCCUCAUGUGGCCACGUGUCCAUCGGCCAUCAGCCGAAAACAGGCCACGACAAGAACGCGUCUCGCUACAGCCACUUCAGACACCCUGCGAAGAGCGAGAGUGAGUUCAAACUGCAGCUUCACUUCUUCAAAAACAACCUCAAGUGUGUCCGGUACGGAUAGAAGACCACCAGAGGACACUGGCGGAGAGGAGUCACAGAUUUUCUUG